Messenger RNA from Linderina pennispora, 1569 nucleotides. RefSeq names its product MFS general substrate transporter. Gene Ontology annotation, cellular component: membrane. Lineage: Eukaryota; Fungi; Kickxellomycota; Kickxellomycetes; Kickxellales; Kickxellaceae. Gene Ontology annotation, biological process: transmembrane transport. Bases 33 to 1319 code for a protein of 428 amino acids. The transcript has 9 exons. Gene Ontology annotation, molecular function: transmembrane transporter activity. The record is from RefSeq and is a predicted model, not a curated record.
AAGACAAAAAAUACCCCAUCGACGGCGAGAACAUGGAUGCCCAUGAUCCCGAUCUCGAGCACCGGCAACGCGAGCUGGCCGAGCUCGAUGCCGCGACCAAAAGACUGACAGUUUGUGGCGUUGCAUUCCUCAACGACGCCUACGACAUGUUCGCCAUCAACAUCGUGGCAAUGAUCAUGGGGUUUAACACGGUCCCGCAAAAGUGGGACACGCUGAUCAAGAUUGCAGUCCAGCUUGUCAUGGGCCGUCUCGGCGACAAGAUCGGCCGCACCACGGUGUAUGCGGCCUCGCUGAUGAUCGCCAUCUUCACCACCAUCGCCAGCGCCUUUUCAAACAGCAUGGUCAAGGGAAUGAAUGUGUUCUGCGUCCUGUUCAUCUGGCGUGUCCUGCUCGGCUUCGGCAUUGGUGGCGACUAUCCUAUCACUGCUACCAUCGUGUCUGAGUACGCCAACGUACACAACCGCGGCAAGCUCAUGGCUGCAGUGUUUGCGUUCCAGGGCUUCGGUAACGUGCUCGCUCCGAUUGUGUCGGGCAAGAUUGACGAGGACGUAGAGAAUCUCGACUAUGUCUGGCGGUUGAUUAUCGGCCUCGGCUGCAUUCCUGGCGAGUCGGCGCGGUUCCAAAAGCAAGCGCAGGAGGACACGAACGCCAUCGAGACUGCUGUACCAGUGGCAUCUCGGCCCGCAGGACACGUGGGUGGACAGCGCCGCAUCAAGACAUUCAAGAUGUACUUUGGCGAGUGGAGGCACUUGAAGGUGCUCCUGGGCACAUCCAUCGCCUGGUUUGCCUUGGAUGUCGCAUUCUACGGAAUCAACCUCAACUCGUCCGUGGUCAUCGAUGCCAUCGGCUUCGCUGGCGACAUGGACAAGGACACCCCGUCACACUACCUGACGCGCAACUGCGUCGGCAACAUCAUCAUCAAUAUGCUCGGCUCCGUGCCUGGCUACUGGGUCUCUGUGUUCACAAUCGAGCGGCUUGGGCGCAAGAAGAUCCAGAUUCUGGGAUUCGUUAUGCUUACGAUUCUGUACGUUAUCCUCGGCUUCGCCUACAACCGGCUACUGGACAACUCGAGCGUCGCCUUCAUUGUUUUGUUUGCAUUUGCCCAGUUCUUCCAGAACUUUGGCCCCAACGUUACUUCAUUUGUCAUCCCUGGUGAGGUAUUCCCGACACGAUUCCGUGCAACUGCACACGGCAUCUCAGCGGCUGCUGGCAAGCUUGGCGCCAUUGUUGCGCAGGGCGGCUUCUUGCAGCUCAAAGACAUUGGUGGCAAGAACGCGACAUUAGAGGAGAUUUGCGACGAGAGCGAAGAGUAUUAUUAGACCCGCUUGCGAUGGUAUGUUCAAAAUGUAAACUAUUUAAACCAGGUCAAUGCCGCUGGGCUUAAAUCAAGGGGCAGCAUGCAUAGCGUUGAUCAGCUUCGAUAGCUGGUGUCGUGAUGUACAUGUCGUCCCUGCCCCCUCCCCAAAGGAUGCACAUGCACUGCAAUGCAGUCUAUCACCUGAAGUCACGCGUCUGCAGCGCACUCCCUGCUGGACCUAUAACGCGCUCUUGGCACUCGAGCCGAUUGGA